GCCGGCAUGGCAGCCCCGGCCUCCAUCCCGGGCGGCUGCGAGGAGCUGGGCACCUCACCUUGAGCAGAGCCCCAGUUACAACCCAUCCACGGCCGGAGAAGGAGGAAAGGGCUACACAGCAGCAAAACCCAGUGGCUGUUUGGGCAGCAGCCAUUUCUCCUUGCCUUGAACUCCCGGGAAAGCAGGAUGAAGGACGUUUCUCACAGUGGAGUGACUUGCUGCAGCAGCCAAGAGUACAAGCGGAACUACAGAGAGCACGUGGUCCGGGAGUUCCUCCGAGACGGAGCAGGGGACUCCAGUCGCGGGGAGAACCCAUCCAUCCGCAGCCACUACACCGCCCUGACCAUCGCCAGGGAGCCUCGGAGCGGGCACGGAGCUGAGCGUGGAGCUGUGGGAUGUGCCAACACCAGCAAUGGACCAGCCACCGUCACCGUCACCGCACAGACGCUGUUCAGACCCGACGAGGACGGGCAAACACCGCGGGUCGUGGUGCUGGUGGGGGCCCCGGGGAUGGGGAAGACGACGACGGUCAGGAAGGUGAUGGUGGAGUGGGGAGAAGGGACCCUCCACGAGCAGUUUGACUGUGUCUUCUGCAUUGACUGUAAAGGCACUGCCCUUCCCAAGGAAGCGAGCGUGGCAGACCUGGUUUCACAGUGCUGCCCUCACCAGCGAGUGCCGGCUGGGAGGAUCCUGGAUGACCAGAAGAUCCUGUUCAUUUUUGAUGGCUUUGAGGCCCUGGGAUUUUCCUUGGUUCAGCCUGAAGCUGAGCUGAGCUCUGACCCCAGGGAGGUGAAGCCGCUGGAAACCACCCUGAUGAGCUUGUUGAAGGGGACUGUUCUCCCAGAGGCUUCUUUGCUCAUCACCACGAGGCCAACGGCUCUUCAAAGCCUGGGGCGGUGCCUGGAGGGGGAGUAUUACGCAGAGAUACUGGGAUUUUCAGCAGCCAUGAGGGAGGAAUAUUUCCACAGAUAUUUUGAGAAUGCCAAUAAAGCUAACAUGGCCUUCAGGUUUGCCAGAGGCAAUGAGAUCCUCUACAGCUUGUGCAUCAUCCCCAUCAUGAGCUGGACUGUCUGCACCAUCCUUGAACGAGAGCUUUGCAGGAAGAAAAACCUCCUUGAGUGCUCCAAAGCCACCACAAGGAUGACCAUGUCUUACCUCUCCCAGUUACUGAAGCACAGGGACAGGGACAAUCCGCAGGUCCUCCAGAGGUUUCUUCUCCGGCUUUGCUCCAUGGCUGCUGAUGGCAUCUGGAAGCACAAGGUCCUCUUUGAGGAGAAGGAGAUCAGGGACCGUGGCUUGGGCCAGCCAGACCUUCUUCCCCUCUUCCUCAACGAGAAAAUCUCAAAGGAAGGUGGAGACCACGGGAAGGUCUAUGGCUUCACCCAUCUGCACCUCCAGGAGUUUUUUGCAGCGAUGUUUUAUGUUCUGGAGGACGAUGAGGAAACGGUCAGUGACUUGGGGGGUCUUGAGAAGGAUGUAAGUAAGUUACUAGAAAGCUACAGUGAGUCCAGGAAGGAUUUGAAUGUAACAGUGCAGUUCCUCUUUGGUUUAGUGAGCCAAAAAUCCAUAGAGUAUGUGGACAAAACCAUUGGGUGCAGGAUUUCACCACAAGCCAGGGAAGACUUGCUGAAGUGGUUUCAGGGGAGGCACAGGAGCAUCUCCCACCCCAGCCAAGCGCUGAAGAUUUCGGAGUUGGACACUUUCCACUUCUUGUUUGAGAUGAAUGAGAAGAGCUUUGCACAAAGUGCGUUGGGUCCUUUCAGUGACCUGGACUUGCAGGACAUGAAGUUGACUCUCUAUGACCAAAUGGCACUUUCCUUCUGCAUCCAGCAGUGGGCUGGGCUGGGCUGUGUCACCCUCCGGGGAUGCUCCUUCCACCAGCAGGAUCCCAGGGUGGAGCUGGAUGCGUUGGUGCCCUGCUCUGGAGCCUCGGGAGCUGGAGGACGUCCUGGUGCCACCGCUGAGCUGCGGCAGGAGGAGCUGCACUGCCCCAUCCACCUGCUGUGCCAGGCACUGCAGCACGCAGGCAGUGCCCUGCGGGUGCUCCGCUGCAGUUGGUGCCGGCUGUCCGAGAGCUGCUCGCGAGCUGGCGGGCGCUGCUGGCCGGAACACCCAGCCUGCGCAGCUGGAGGCUGGGCGGACGGCGCGCUGGGCGACCGCGGCGUGCGCCUGCUGUUGCCAGGAGGGCUCGGCGUCCUGGCUUGCCGCCUGCGCGUCCUGGCGCUGCGUUAUUCCCGCCUCACCAGCAGCUGCUGUGAGGACCUCGCUGCCGUGCUGGGCACCAGCCCGUGCCUGGAGGAGCUGGAUUUGUCCUUCAGCGAGGGGCUGCGCGAUGCCGGGGUGCAGCUGCUGUGCCAGGGGCUCCAGCACCGCGCCUGCCCACUGCAGACACUGCGGCUGGGGAGCUGCCGGCUGACGGGCGCCUGCUGCCCAGCCCUGGCUGCACAGCUGCUGGAGGGGCCUCAUCUCACCUGCCUGGACCUGAGUGACAACGAUCUGGGAGCUGAUGGCAUCCUGCAGCUCUGCCAGCAGCUCCGGCAUCCCGCCUGCCCACUGCGGACCCUGGGGCUGAGCACAGACGGGUUAAGCCAGGACGUGCUGCAGGAACUGGCCACUCUCCGGGCCCUGAAGCCCGAUCUGAAGAUCAGGAACCUCCUGGAGCAUGAUGUGCCAGAGGUGGGGGCCAUGGCCCGGCUGCCCUGCCACCGUGGGGUCCAGCCAGGCGGCAGGAAGGCACUUCCCUCCUUCAGGAGAGCUCCAAUCCUUUAGGAAAGGUCCUUCCAAAAACCAGAGCCAUUCCCAGCCUAGUUCUUGGUGCUGCCAUGUGAGUCUGAGCCUGUGCCACACAGGGGGGCACAGGGAGGAGACCCUGCUGCACCUGCAAGAUGUCCAGCUCCUGUCUUCUCCUUUUUCCCCACAGUGUUGGUGGGAGUAACUGUAUGGGUUUGUC
Manacus vitellinus (golden-collared manakin) is the source of this 2950-nucleotide messenger RNA. RefSeq names its product NACHT, LRR and PYD domains-containing protein 12. Gene Ontology annotation, cellular component: cytoplasm. Gene Ontology annotation, molecular function: protein binding. NCBI's taxonomy places the organism in Eukaryota, Metazoa, Chordata, Aves, Passeriformes, Pipridae. Bases 187 to 2769 code for a protein of 860 amino acids. The record is from RefSeq and is a predicted model, not a curated record. The transcript is spliced from 8 exons.